AUGCGAUCUUCUUACGGCAUCGCCGUCGCCCUCUCGGCCGGCUUGCGGCUGACAACGGCCGCCCCCGCCCCGCGAGCCGAGUCGUCUCUUCUCUACGUCACGACCUACCCCGUUGGCCAAGGGGCAGGGAAGCUCAUCACGCUUAAGCAGGACCAGACGUCGCUGCAAUCUGUCGCCGAGUCUGACAGCUGCGGUCCCUUUCCGUCCUGGCUGACCCAAGCCGGCGAUAUUCUUUACUGCGUCAACGAGGCCUGGGGUGGGGCCAAUGGUGAUCUCUCUGCCCUCAAGAUCAGUGAUGAUUUUAGCCUUCCCAAGCUGAGCGGAGGCCAGACCGUCGCUGGUCCGGUGAGCACCGUUGUCUAUGGCAAAGGGGGCCGCGGACUCGCUGUUGCGGACUAUGCUGGAGGCGGCGUCGACACGUUCAACAUUACCAAUCCCGCCGCUAUCUCUCUCAUCAAGUCGCAGGUGUACCCUGCCCCCGGCGACAACCGCCCCGAACCCCAGAACCAGGCACGCCCUCACCACGCAGUCCUUGACCCCACCGGAAACUUCCUUGUCUUCCCCGAUCUGGGCGCCGAUCUCCUUCGUGUACUGAGGGUGAACCAGAAUACCCUGCAAUAUACCGACACGAAGAGCUACAAGUUCGCCCGUGGAACCGGCCCUAGGCACGCUGCUUUCUUCAAAUCUGGGGACAAGACGUUCCUCUAUGUCGUCUGCGAGCUCGCCAACCUUAUCCAGGGAUUUAGAGUCACUUACAACUACGACAAGACUCUCAGCUUUAGCCGGAUCUACAACUCUACCACCCACGGGGGCACCUCUCCCGUUCCGGCUGGCACCUCGGCUGCCGAAAUCACUCUCUCUCCGGACAGCAAGUUCCUGACUGUCUCGUCCCGCAACGAGAAGACGCUCCAGUACACGCUUGCCAACGGCACCGCUGUGCCCUCGGACCCGCUCAUCACCUUCUCCAUCAACGCCGUGUCGGGCAAGCUCACCCACGUGCAGACGGCCCCCGCUGGAGGUGUGAACCCGAGGCAUUUCUCCUUCAACAAGGACGGCAGCCGUGUCGCCUCGGCCCUGCAGUCGGACGGCCGCGUCAUUGUGUUUGAGCGCGACGUCGCCUCAGGCAAGAUUGGCAAGGCGGUCGCCGAGGCGAACGUACCGGGCAUGCCGAACUUUGUGACGUUCAAGCAGUAA
Parathielavia appendiculata is the source of this 1194-nucleotide messenger RNA. Its product is annotated as extracellular aldonolactonase. Bases 1 to 1194 code for a protein of 397 amino acids. Gene Ontology annotation, molecular function: 6-phosphogluconolactonase activity; protein binding. NCBI's taxonomy places the organism in Eukaryota, Fungi, Ascomycota, Sordariomycetes, Sordariales, Chaetomiaceae. The record is from RefSeq and is a predicted model, not a curated record. The transcript is spliced from 4 exons.